This is a messenger RNA of Hyaena hyaena (striped hyena), 426 nucleotides long. Its product is annotated as gamma-secretase subunit PEN-2-like. Gene Ontology annotation, cellular component: gamma-secretase complex. Gene Ontology annotation, biological process: Notch receptor processing. The transcript has a single exon. Bases 121 to 426 code for a protein of 101 amino acids. Lineage: Eukaryota; Metazoa; Chordata; Mammalia; Carnivora; Hyaenidae. The record is from RefSeq and is a predicted model, not a curated record.
AGGCAGAGGAAAUAGACUUCACUGGGGCGUGGUUGUUCGCAAUCCCUGCAUCUGUCACCUGGGGUCAAGGCUUGGCUCUUGCCCUACAGACCCUCAGGAUGACUCGGCCUCAGCGCAACUAUGAACUUGGAGCUGGUGUCCAACGAGGAGAAGCUGAAUCUGUGCCGGAAGUACUACCUGGGUGGGUUUGCUUUCCUGCCUUUUCUCUGGUUGGUCAACAUCUUCUGGUUCUUUCGAGAGGCCUUCCUAGUCCCGGCAUAUACAGAGCAGAGCCAAAUUAAAGGCUAUGUCUGGCGCUCAGCUGUGGGCUUCCUCUUCUGGGUGAUUGUACUCACCACUGGGAUCACCAUCUUCCAGAUCUACCGGCCCUGUUGGGGUGCCCUUGGUGACUAUCUCUCCUUCAUCAUACCCCUGGAAACCCCCUGA